AUCUGAUGUUUUAUGAAAGAUCAGAUCGUAUCCAUGGACUUAGAUGGGGACCUUAGAUGAACACGGCCAUCAUAAUCGUCGGCGAUUCCAACUCCAUCAAGCAGAAUGAUUGAUAAUGGUGGGAAGUAAGAACAACAACUAGCAAAGGUAAUCACUUUCAUUUCGAUUCCCUAGAGAGACUCUCUUCCUGAUACUAAUCACAGAUUAACAAUGGUGACUACUGUAAUCUACUCCAUUUUCACGUCUUUUGUUCUGAUUUCAACGGGAUUGUAUCAUCUCAUCUUCGCCACAAGAACCCACCUUCGAUCCCCUCGCGAUUACUUCGCCAAGCCCUACCAUCCACUCCCAAUCCCUUCUUCUUCUCCUCAUCAUCAACGUCUCAGACAUCUACAGAUCUAUCUCCUCAUUAUCUUUCUUCUGAUAGCCUUCACCCGUCAAACCCUAAUUUCAACUUACUCCGAUCCUCUCCUCAAAGGUCGAACCCCUGUUCAUCAUUUCACCUCCCUCCAGUCUGCAGCUGUCAUCUUCCUCUUCCUAAUCCUCUCUGUAGUCCUCCUUCUAACCGAGACCACAUCCAUUCUAUCUAUCCCCACUGAUCUUUUCUUCGGCCUCGCGUCCGUUACCUUCUUUCUCCAGUACUUCGUCUCUUCCGCGGCUGUUUCAUUUCAGACAUCCGAUCUCCAAGCCAAGUGUGAUUCCGUGUCUGCAGUCAUCUCUGCACUCUCCGCUAUAUUUUGCCUCGUUCUCGCCUUCCAUCCGAAGCUUUUUAUUGCUGAUGUUGGCCUCGGCGGCUCCAUUUAUCUGCAGGGGCUAUGGGUUCUGCAGACGGGUCUAUCUCUGUUCGUGGAUGCCUUCAUUCCUGAAGGUUGCCACAAGCUGUUGGACGUUGUAGGAGGUGUAGAAGGAUCUACAAAAUGCGAAUUGGACGAUAGCAAGCUCAGGGCGAUUGCUAUUCUUGAUCUACUGUUUGUGAUUCAUGUUGGGUUUGUAGUCGUUACUUUUGUGAUCAUCUAUGCAGCUUUUGCUAAAAGCGUUGGAAACAGGAGGAUUGGAGCUUAUGAAGCUUUGCCAACUCUGCCUGUUGUGGAAGCUAAUCAUGUCCAGAUGAAGGCAUUGAGUGGUACACAGGCCUGAGAUUAGGUUAGGCUUUUGCAUCUCUGAGUCUUAUCGAUUUUGUAGGCUUUGUGAUUGUUGUCUCAUUUGGAUGGAUAAACAUUUCAGAACUAGAUGCUGUAACCCAUAUUAUCUUUGUGUUGUAUACAAAACCAGAUCACUCUUUCAUUGUUA
Molecule: messenger RNA, 1287 nt
Organism: Impatiens glandulifera
Lineage: Eukaryota; Viridiplantae; Streptophyta; Magnoliopsida; Ericales; Balsaminaceae
Exons: 1
Coding region: 211-1134 (307 amino acids)
Source: RefSeq, a predicted model, not a curated record